Messenger RNA from Aspergillus ibericus CBS 121593, 1248 nucleotides. Its product is annotated as SDR family NAD(P)-dependent oxidoreductase. The record is from RefSeq and is a predicted model, not a curated record. Gene Ontology annotation, molecular function: oxidoreductase activity. NCBI's taxonomy places the organism in Eukaryota, Fungi, Ascomycota, Eurotiomycetes, Eurotiales, Aspergillaceae. The transcript is spliced from 10 exons. The coding region runs from base 288 to 1043 and encodes 251 amino acids.
CUUCCCAGCAUGCUAUAAACUAGAUAGUCCCUCCAGGGGGAAAAAGAAAUCCAAUGGGCGUUGGUUGCAGGCCGCCACUGUUAGUACUGGUGCUACUAGACACGGUCAUCCCUGCUUCCAGAGCAGAAGGCAGAAGCGCUUACAAUUCGAUGAGUAUCGCGGAUCUAAACUCCGAGUGACCCCGCAUCAUCUGGCCCAUUAUAAAGUAUUAGGUGUCCUCGGCUUGCGCUUGACUCCAGAACCAACCGGUUCCAUCCUUCAGGUAUCUUCCUAUCUCGGACAGCAUCAUGUAUUCUCUGCGCAAUCGCUCGGCUCUGAUUACGGGUGGCUCACGGGGACUGGGCGCUCUUGUGGCCCGCAAAUAUGCCGCCGAAGGUUGCAAUGUUGCCAUCAAUUACGUCUCGAGCAAGGACGAUGCGGAGAACCUGGCUGCGGAGAUUCGGGAGAAAUACAAGGUCAAUGCUAUUACUAUACAAGGGGAUGCCGGUCGGCGGGAGGACUGUGUCAACGCCGUCAAGACCACCAUUGAGCAGUUGGGCGGACUGGAUAUCGUCGUUUCCAACGCAGGUUGGACCAAAGUAACCAAGUUCGGAGACUUAGACGCCAUGGAGGACGAGGACUGGGAUAAGUGUUGGUCAGUCAACGUAAAGGGCCACCUCUAUCUCUUCAAAGCGGCACUUCCCACAUUCAACACCAACCCUGAGGGCGGCGUGUUCCUCUUGACCUCGUCUAUUGCGGCCGUUACGCCAACUGGGAGCAGCUUGCCAUAUGCCGUCACCAAGGCCGGAGCACUGCACCUGGCGAAAUGCCUUGCACAUACCCAAGGGAGUAAGGUCCGCGUGAAUGCGGUCCUGCCUGGCCUACUUCUGACCGAAUGGGGCCAGCGCUUCCCUACUGAAGCCAUCGAACGGUGGACGGAUAAGACAGCCCUCAAGAAAACGCCCGAGCUGGAGGACACCGCCAAUGCGUAUGUCAUGCUUGCUCAGAACACAUCGAUGACCGGGCAAUCGAUACAGAUCGAUUCCGGCUUCUCUUUCCUGUAGAACGAGCCCGAAGUCCAGGCGCAGUAGACUCAGGGCAGUGGCGUCGGGCACUGGAACGGGUUGAUAUUAAGAGUGCUAAAGACCGGUAUCAUGACGUUAGCAAUAUGGAACAAAGAACGGCUAGCUUUUCAUCACCCGACCCCUACACAAGGGGGUUGUAGAACGGCGUAUAUCCCACAUCACCCGAGUAAAACGUGCGAUCGCC